UAGCAUAGAUAAGUCGAAACAAUUAAAGGAAUCCCUUGCACCUGCGACACGAAAAACAAGGCACCAAUAACAAAAGCGACCAUAAAUACAUAGUAUGAAUGUCGCCUAAAUAUCAUAAUUUUGAGAUUGCACUGGUCUACUUUCUGCUGCUGAUACCAUGGCCACCCACGAAUGUGAUCAGAAUUCUUUGCUCGCGAGAUAACAGCCGACUGGUGCGCAAGAUAGUGCGCUCCAAAUGGACUCCUAUAUUGGACAAGCAUCAGGUGAAGCUACCUUUGGAGUGCCCGCUGCAUCCGUUUCGAGAUGUUUUCGCUCCCCGACAGGAUGCCAAGCAAAGGGACCGACCCACCCAGUGGACGUGUAGGAAAUGUGGCAAGAGCUUCUACCAGGAGAAGCACUUGGAUCUGCACUUCGAAACCCGCCACAAGAGCAUUAUUAACGAGGCGGAGGACGCUGUAUGCUUGGCCGACUUCUGCGACAUCAUGCGGUGCGAAGUUUUCGAAACGGAGGAUGCGUCCAGCCUGAAAUUCGGGGACCAGCACAUCGUCACGGACAUCGAGGUGUGGGGCGACUCCCUGGGUCAGAAUUCCGCGUUGGCCAAAGCGAAUGCUGCCUACUUGAGCUUAAUACCAAGAACUUCCACAUUGGGUGCCUCGCGUGCCGCCAAAGUACAAAACCGUCAAUUACUCCAAGACAAGCCAAUCCAGGCCAGCAAGCAGGAUCAGACGCCGGCAGGUGAGCGAAAACAUCCCCACUCCCACCACCAUCACAUCCAUCCCCGAGAGCGUGCAUCCACCACAGCCAAUCCCCUUCGCCUAGAUCCAUCCCCGGAGGACGGAUCGGCGGCUAGGCCGAGAUCGGCUGGCGAAAAGCUGCUCCACAAGCUCAAGGAGCUGGGCAAGGCGCACCUGAAGACAUCAGCGGAUCCGGACAGCAGCAGGCAGAACGAAACAGAUGAGGAGGAGGACGAGGAGGGCAGUGGACAAUCCGAGGGCAGUGGCCAGGCCACCCAUGAGACCAAAGCCGAGGAGGGAUCAGGAGCAGAAGGAAACGGCAAUAAGGCUAGGGCCAACUGCAAGCCGGAGGAGCUGAGUAAACUGAAGAACCGCUGCGAGUUGCUGCUGAGGAGUUGCAUUGGAGGAUUACUCCUGUCCAUGUCGGACCAAGCCUUCAAGGAGAUGGAAGAUGAGAUGAACAAGGCAGUGUGCUGGUACUUAACCUGCGAUCGUUACUGGGAGGAUGGCCCUUUGGAGCCCAGAGCCUUCCCCUGGGGAUUGAUAGUGAUCCUGAUCUUCGUGUUGUCCACAGGGAUCUGCUUCUGCUAUUACAUAAUAUGGAUUUUGUUCGACUCCGAAGAGACGACAAUCAACGCGAACCACUAUUACGGCCAGGGAGCUAUCGGCGGCGGAGGGAGCAUCUACAUGCCCGGAGCAGCAGCGGGUCAUCACUACCAUGUAGACUAUGCCACUCGGCACGACCUCGACCUGGACGCCGGAGGGAUAGCUGGGCAGCAGCAGCAGCAGUUGCUCCAGGAGCAGCAGUUUUACUACCAGCAGCAGCAGCAGCAGCAGGCUGCCACCGUCCGGGACUUAUAUCCGGAUCAGGUUCAGUACCAUCGGCACAGUCCGCGACACUACAUCGCCGAUCAGCGUCCGGUGGGGCCACCAGUGGGCACACCCACCCAAGGGGCCGUGCGCAGCAGCUCCUCCAACGCCAACACGCCGUUGCACCAUCGAGUGCAGCAUCCGGGACAGCAUCCCCACCUGCAACAUCGUCAUUCGACGAGCCUGGCUUACCCACAGGACAUUUUAGACCGACGCGACUAUACAAGUAGUUCCCCGCGACCCAUAGCCACCAAUUUAUUGGCUGGAUCAGGAUCAGGACAAGGAGCUACAGCACCUGGGGAUACCCAGCGGCACUACAAUACGCAUCCGCGGCCGCUGGAGACGAGGCGCCAUGUGGGUUCCUCGCAGCAAUCCCUUCGUGCCUCCGCCUCCACGCACGAGAUUGUGCAGCAGGAAGCGGGUCUUGGUCAGAAUGAGCACUACAUCUACGUGACCUAUCCUCCGGACCUGAAGAAGCGCUACUUCGAGUGAUGGAUAGAGUUGGAUGUAGCUGCGGCCGGAGACUGUCGGUCGACCCUUUGUCAGAUGGGUCGGGAUCGAAAGAUGGAGAGACCAAAGAGACCUCGCAAGAAGAGGCAGGAAACUAUACCAAAGCCAUAUAUCAACUAUAGUUGAUAUUAUUAUGAUAUAUAUGACGAAGGAGGUGAGGACUGGUCGCCAAUCUAAGCCGGAAAGUUGGUUUUUUACUUUUAGCCUGCAAAUUCUAGAUUUGUGAACUGUGCUGUUCUUUUUUAUUCUACAAAAUAAAUUGCAAUAUUUCUGUACAAUAGAAACCACUCCUCAAUUUACUUACCUUUAGAAGUGAAAACAGAUCCAAUUUCAAUUUAAUAAAACGAAAACUCAGUAAAUAA
Drosophila eugracilis is the source of this 2476-nucleotide messenger RNA. RefSeq lists its product as uncharacterized. NCBI's taxonomy places the organism in Eukaryota, Metazoa, Arthropoda, Insecta, Diptera, Drosophilidae. The record is from RefSeq and is a predicted model, not a curated record. Bases 99 to 2096 code for a protein of 665 amino acids. The transcript has 7 exons.